Ostreobium quekettii is the source of this 1518-nucleotide messenger RNA. Lineage: Eukaryota; Viridiplantae; Chlorophyta; Ulvophyceae; Bryopsidales; Ostreobiaceae. The record is from the annotation of a GenBank genome assembly.
AUGAGCGGCCCCUACCCGUAUGCCGGCUACGGUGGCGGCGGCUACCCGCCGAUCCCGUUGGACCCCGCCUACCCCGGCGCCCCAGGCGGUCCGCAAGCCGGACAGGGCCCACCGAGGACGCCGGGCUCCGAAUCGCAGGCCCCGUUCUACUCCCCCACGGCCCCAACGGCGCCGGCCGCCUACCCGCCGGCCUACCCCAGCCAGGGCUCCGCCGCGACGGCCUACCCGGUGCCCACCUACAACGGCGGCGGCCCGCCGCCGGCGAACGGCGGACAGGUUCCCGGAUACGGACAGGGCGCGUCGCCGGCCUAUCAAGCGUCCCCGUACCCUCCCCAGUCCGUGGCUCCGCCGACGAGCUACCCCCCGUACGGUGUGCCAUUCCCACCCGCGCCUGGCGGGAGUGCGGCCUACCCGGUUCCCGCGGGGGCCUAUCCGCCGUACCCCCAGGUGACCCCGCCCCAGGGGGGCGCGCCGGCUUACCCGCCCGUGCCCGGCGACCAGGGCAGCAAGGUGUACGGCCAGCCCGAGGGCAGGAGCCGGCCGGGCGGGCACUACCAACCGGGCCCGUACCCGGUGCCCGCAACGGGCGCGAGCAGGCAGCAAGUUACCGGCCCUGCCAUGCAAACAGGAUACUCAGGGCAAGUAAGGCCUCAGCAUCAAAGGCCAAGGAAGAAGGCGCUGGUCAUUGGCUGCAACUACCCAGGGACCAACGCGGAGCUCAAGGGUUGUAUUAAUGAUGCAAAUUACAUGAAGCACAUGUUGAUGACAAAAUUCAAGUUCCCAGAGGAGAACAUAAGGGUUAUGACAGACGACCAGGGAGGGCCACUGCGCCCCACCAAGAGGAACAUAUUUGCAGGCUUCAUGUGGUUGGUGCAGGGUGCCCAGAAUGGGGACAGGCUAUUCCUGCAUUUUUCAGGUCAUGGCUCGCAGAAGAGGGACUACAGUGGGGAAGAGAAGGAUGGAUUCAAUGAGACCCUCCUUCCAACGGAUUAUCGGACAGAGGGCCAGAUAAUCGACGACGAGGUGAACAUCAGGGUGGUGAAUCCUUUACCCAAUGGCGUGGUACUCCACUGUGUGAUUGACGCCUGCCACAGUGGCACUGCCAUGGACUUGCAGUACUACACCAAAUGCAGGCAGGGGCGGUUCGAAUGGAAAGACAACUACAUGUAUAGGAAGCCAGCCAGGUCGAAGGGAACUUCCGGGGGCAUCGCCUUCCAGUUUGGUGCCUGCAAAGAUUCCCAAGUCGCCCAGGACACAGCGGAGCUUGGUGGCACAAACUCGGGCGCUGCAACGUACAGCUUCAUCGAGGCAAUAGAGAUGGGGGACAUCAACCAGAGCUAUGGACAAAUUCUUUGCCACAUGCAGAAGUCCAUGGACAAGCUGGCAAGAAUAAAUGGAGACAACUUGGGAGGAGGCGUCGUUGGCAUGCUGGUAGGGAAGGUGAUGGGGAUCGGAAAGCAGACGCCUCAGCUCAGCUGCUCCAGCAUGAUAGAUCUAGGAACCCCGCUUAUGGUUUGA